Molecule: messenger RNA, 486 nt
Organism: Zingiber officinale
Lineage: Eukaryota; Viridiplantae; Streptophyta; Magnoliopsida; Zingiberales; Zingiberaceae
Product: peroxisome biogenesis factor 10-like
Exons: 1
Coding region: 1-486 (161 amino acids)
Source: RefSeq, a predicted model, not a curated record
AUGAAGGGUGGUGGCCGGCGUAAAUGGAACCGCCUGCGGCGGCAGAUCGCGCUCAUGGGCUGCUGCGCCAGCGACUGGGGUUUCCGCGCCACCGAGGACGGCCGCGAUCUCCCGAUCGAUCCAGAUCAGACGGAAGCGGCCGGGGAAGUGGUGGAUCUGGCCACGGCGCUAGCGGCGGAGCGGCGACGGCGACACCGUGCAGUUAUGGAGAGAGAACGGGCCUCGGGCGGGAGGGAGGAAGGGGAUCAGGCGCGGGCACCGACGCUUAUGAAAUUGUUGGAGGAAGAGGAGAGGGGCGAUGGGGAAGGCUCCAGCGGCAGCGAUAGGUGGUGCUGCUGCUGCGUGUGUAUGGGACGGCGGAAUGGAGCAGCGUUCAUCCCCUGCGGCCACACCUUCUGCCGGGCGUGUGCUCGGGAGAUGCGGGCGGCGAGAGGCGCCUGCCCUCUCUGCAACCGUCCGAUCGCCGACGUCCUUGACAUCUUCUGA